This is a messenger RNA of Zerene cesonia (dogface butterfly), 1046 nucleotides long. RefSeq names its product zwei Ig domain protein zig-8-like. Bases 1 to 1008 code for a protein of 335 amino acids. The record is from RefSeq and is a predicted model, not a curated record. The transcript is spliced from 9 exons. Gene Ontology annotation, cellular component: neuron projection membrane. Lineage: Eukaryota; Metazoa; Arthropoda; Insecta; Lepidoptera; Pieridae. Gene Ontology annotation, biological process: synapse organization.
AUGCGAGAGCCUGCUAAGCGGGUAGGAUGCGGCGGCAUGCGGCGCGCCCUAUUCUUCAUGGCGCUGCUGACGAGGGCGGUUGGUGGCCCUACACCACAACUCACAGAAGCACCAAGUACUGAAGCCUACACGACAAAGAACCUUCUAGAGACAGUGUUCCGUAGGCCGACAACAGCUAAGCCCCGACCGGGGUCCCGGCGGAAAGGUGAUUCGCCAAUGCUGAAUUAUAUCUUCGACUCAUAUGCGACGAGCAAUAAACAUUUCCAUGAUAAGUUUAAAGCACCGUCGUUUGAAGGUGAUCUUAAUUCGGACACUAUUAUUAACGCAGACACAGGAUCGACAGUAGUUUUUGAUUGUAAAGUGUCUUCUUUGAGAGAUAAAACUGUAUCCUGGUUGAGGGUAUCUGAUGAUGAAAAUUUGGAGUUAUUGACCUUAAAUCUUGACACAUAUACCGCCGAUGCUAGGUACAGAGUUGAUUUAGCGGGUGAAAAUUGGAAAUUAUCUCUGGCAUAUGCAAAAAUCCAGGACUCCGGCAUUUAUUGUUGCCAUGUAUCAACACAUCCGCCUAUGUUAAGGAGAUUUAAAUUAAUAGUCCAUGCACCAGAAAUAAGAAUGAGUAAGGAAACAUUCCUUGAGACCGGAGAGACUCUGUCACUAAAAUGCUCCGUGCUACAUUUAAACCCUGGAGAAGUUACUCCAGAGCUCUUUUGGUAUAGAGGCAAUAACAGCACACCCUUGGACGAAGUGCGGGGAGGUGUACUGGUGGAAACAGAUCAACUAACUCUGACCAGCCAUUUGCAGGUGGCUCGUCUGAAAUUAGAUGAUGCUGGGAAUUACACCUGUGCUUUGGAAUCACCCAUACAAAUGAAGGCUGUCACCCGAGUACAUGUGUUGCAAGGUUCCAGCCUCGCUGAACUGCAGAGUGGAGUUAAAACAACAACCAGUUACAUUAGCCUCUUGCUGGCGUCACUGCUAAUUAUUCUAGCUCGCUACGGUGACGUGAGGUGACCUAGUUCGUUCUAGAAACAUCUAGAAGGCUGGUAACG